UAGCUCCCAGUCAUUCUGGCUGGGAGAAAGGUCAUUUCCCAGCUGGGGCAGAAAGAGGCCAGGCUGAGACUCCUCUCUCCAGGGAGCACAACAGCAAGGGAGAAGGGACGGAUCCACAUCACUUUUGCCUUCACCACAAAGUCACAAGCAAGAGACAACAGAGCCAUCCAGUGGCAGGGCACGAGACAGCCUUUGCGAAGGAAAUGUCUCGAAGUGGUUGCAGUAAGGUGCUGUCCUCAUGUCUCAUCCAUGGAAUAGACCACCUGGUGAUGACUGUGAAGAGUAUUGAAGAAACUACAUCCUUUUAUGCAAAAUCGCUGGGCAUGGAAGUGGUGACGUUCAAGGGAAACCGGAAAGCCUUGUGCUUUGGGAAUCAGAAAUUUAAUCUUCACGAGGUUGGGAAGGAAUUUGAACCCAAAGCCCACAACCCUGUGCCAGGAUCCAUAGAUGUCUGCCUGAUUACGGACUGCCCUCUCCAUGAGGUGGUGGAACAUCUAAAGAACUGCAACAUCCCUAUUGAAGAAGGCCCAGUGACCAGAACUGGAGCUCUGGGGCCAAUCGAAUCAGUGUACUUCCGAGAUCCUGACAAGAAUCUGAUUGAAGUUUCCAAGUAUAUCACAGAACAUGUUGGAUACAAGGACCAUUUGCUACCAUGUAGGAGCUGCCCCCUGGAUGGCCUCUUUGAGGAAACCUCCCAGCCUUAGAUGCAG
Molecule: messenger RNA, 710 nt
Organism: Vombatus ursinus (common wombat)
Lineage: Eukaryota; Metazoa; Chordata; Mammalia; Diprotodontia; Vombatidae
Gene: GLOD5
Product: glyoxalase domain containing 5
Exons: 5
Coding region: 204-704 (166 amino acids)
Source: RefSeq, a predicted model, not a curated record